AUGGAUUCAGACACCUUGCAAUUCUUCCAGAAUGAACUCAUCUGCUCCAUCUGCAUGAACUACUUCCUAGACCCCAUCACCAUAGACUGUGGGCACAGCUUUUGCCGCCCCUGCCUGUGCCUGUGCUGGGAGGAAGCCCAAACUCCAAUGUGCUGCCCUGAGUGCAGGGGAGUAUCAGAGAAGCCAGAUUUCAAAACCAACAUCGUACUCAAGAACCUGGCUUCGCUUGCCAGACGGGCCAGAGCUCCCCACGUCAACAGCUCUGAGGAGCAGAUCUGUGUGGCACACAAAGAAGCGAAGAGGCUCUUCUGUAAAGUGGAAAACAGCCUGCUCUGUGAGCUCUGCUCUCAAUCCCCAGAGCAUGUGACUCACAGCCAUAGCCCAAUACAAUGGGCUGCUGAGGAAUGCAGGGAGAAUCUUGUAAUGAAAAUGGGCUCUUUAUGGAAUAUGUCUCAAGGAAUGCAAAAGAGCCUAAUGCAGGAAACAAACAAAACCCAGUCAUUAAAGGACUAUGUGGCCUUAAGGAAGGUGAUGAUCAAAGCUGAAUAUCAGAAGAUGCAUCUGUUUCUCUAUGAGGACGAGCACCUCCAUCUGGACACAAUGGAGAGAGAAGCCAAGGAGAUCUUCCAACAACUCAAGGAAAGUGAAUUCAGAAUGAUCCAACGGAAAGAAAGCCUGAAAGAAAUGUACAGAGAGCUGAUUGAGAUGUGCCACAAGCCUGACGCGGAGCUGCUCCAGGACUUGGGAAACGUAUUGGAAAGGACUGAAUUGGUGCAGAUGCAAAAGCCUCAGCCGCUGAACCCAGAGCUCACUUCAUGGUGCUUCCCUGGAAUCCUAGACAUGCUGAACAACUUCAGAGUGCAUGAUAUUCUGUAUCAGGAAACGACCAGUCACUGUAUUAACCUUCCUGAGGACGUGAGAAGUGUGAUGUUUGGAGAUAAGCACCAGAGCACAUCCAGAGAGGCCCAGCAAGUGCAGAGUUUUGCAGCAUGGGGAGCCCAGGCCUUCACCUCCGGUAGGCAUUACUGGGAGGUGGACGUGCCGCACUCCUCGAACUGGAUCCUGGGAGUCUGUAAAGAUUCCUUGAUAAGUGAUACCGGUAUCACUAUUGAUUUUGAAGAAGCUUCUCUCCUGUUUUCUUCGAAGAUGAACAAUCACUAUCGUCUGUCCACUAACCCCCCACCCUUAAUUCAGUAUGUAAAAAAGCCUCUGGGUAAGGUUGGAAUCUUUCUCGAGUAUGACAGUGGAACCGUGAGCUUCUAUGAUGCUGGCAAAGGUUCCCUCAUAUGUAGUUUAGUUUCUUCCUCCUUCUCUUGCCCUCUGAAGCCUUUCCUUUGCUUUGGUUCCCCAUGAGAAGUCAUGUUUGACCAUUUCUUAGAUGAAUUUCCAUGUCAAAGGAAAUUAUUGUCCUGAACCAUCAUUUGAGGCAGCAGGACGAUGCCUGACUAUCUUUGAGCACAUUGCAACUUAAGGAAAUACAAUUAUUAUAUGCUUAUAAAAUGCAUAACCACACUGAAUGUAAAUGUGUUAAAUUUUCUUUUAAUAAAAAUUGUUUAUAAUUGGACACUUCCUAGAACAUAAUCAAUGGCUUUUUCUUUUUAAAAUAACAGUGGUAGUAAGAUGAAAUGUACAUAUAGUCACAAUUUCCUCCUAAAUACUAAUAUAAAAUUGUCAUAAAAGUUAUAAUUCACUUUAGUUCCAAAACCUGCUUUUCACUUCAGCAUGCAUUUGCUUAACAAUUACCACACUCUGUCACCAAUUCUUCAAAUCCCCCAUUCUAUAUUCAAGAACACUUUGCCUCAUCUCACCCGGUACAAUGAACGUGAUCUUCCUUUUCAAAACACAAUUGUAAAUAUGAGCUGCUGGAGUGUAAUAGGUUCUGCCAAACUUUAGUAGGUUUUUAAUAAAUAAUCUUGGAUAAUUAAUUUAAAUUUUAA
Molecule: messenger RNA, 1937 nt
Organism: Hipposideros armiger (great roundleaf bat)
Lineage: Eukaryota; Metazoa; Chordata; Mammalia; Chiroptera; Hipposideridae
Product: tripartite motif-containing protein 64-like
Exons: 6
Coding region: 1-1353 (450 amino acids)
Molecular function (GO): protein binding; zinc ion binding
Source: RefSeq, a predicted model, not a curated record